Candidula unifasciata is the source of this 174-nucleotide messenger RNA. NCBI's taxonomy places the organism in Eukaryota, Metazoa, Mollusca, Gastropoda, Stylommatophora, Geomitridae. The record is from the annotation of a GenBank genome assembly.
CAAACAUAUGCACCACCGGCCGCUCUGCUGAGCAGUUCGCCUCAGAGGGUACGGGUUCCAACCUAUACAUACAGAACAACACCUCGCCUGAAGCAAGCAUCCGGUUGUUUUCCACAGUAGAGGAAGCAGAAAAUACCAAACCCUGGACGAUAGCUUCAUGUCUGACUUACAUGG